This is a messenger RNA of Betta splendens (Siamese fighting fish), 1895 nucleotides long. RefSeq names its product phospholipase B domain containing 1a (gene plbd1a). Gene Ontology annotation, molecular function: glycerophospholipase activity. The coding region runs from base 1 to 1581 and encodes 526 amino acids. Gene Ontology annotation, biological process: phospholipid catabolic process. The record is from RefSeq and is a predicted model, not a curated record. NCBI's taxonomy places the organism in Eukaryota, Metazoa, Chordata, Actinopteri, Anabantiformes, Osphronemidae. Gene Ontology annotation, cellular component: extracellular region. The transcript is spliced from 11 exons.
AUGUUUUCGGCGCUGCUGCUGCUGCUUCUAAAACAGCUGACUGCAGCCACCGUGUACUGGGACGCUCGGCUCAAGGCGGUCCGGCUGAAGGAAGGGGUUCUGGAGACGGAGGGCGACGCCUACGGGUUCCUGAACAACACGCUGCUCAGCACCGGCUGGAGCGUCCUGGAGAUCCGGGCGGGAUACGGACAAACCCCCGAGACCGACGAGCUCACCUUCUUCCUGGCCGGAUACCUGGAAGGCUUCCUCACUGCCCCGCAGAUCAUGGACCACUACACCAACAUGUAUCCUCAGCUCAUCCAUAACACCAAGGUGCUGGGCCCGGUCCAGAGUUUCAUGGCGAAGCAGGACGCGUGGGUCAGGCAGCAGGUGAAGCUGAACGGCAGCUCGGACCCUCUGUGGAAACACGCCGGCUUCAUCGUGGCCCAGGUGGACGGGCUCCAGGCGGGCGUCGCAGACUGGGCCAAAAGACGAGGGAAGAAGCCGCUCUCCCUGUUUGACGUCCAGUUCCUGAAUGCUGUGGGAGACCUGUUGGAUCUGAUCCCAGCCAUCGUUCCAUCUGCCGAUCCCCAGCCCCGGAACUACAAACGCCCAGGGAUGGGUCACUGCUCCGCCCUCAUCAAGAUGCUGCCAGGCUUCGAGGACCUCCUGUUCGCCCACUCCAGCUGGUACACGUACGCCGCCACCAUGCGCAUCUACAAACACUGGGACUUCCGUGUGGCUGAGCCCCACACGGCGACGGGGAAGCUGUCCUUCAGCAGCUACCCUGGGUUCCUGGUGUCUCUGGACGACUUCUACCUGCUGGGCAGCGGUCUGAUGAUGACCCAGACCACCAACAACGUCUUCAACACGUCCCUGUUCCACUCCAUCACCCCCAGCAGCCUGCUGGCCUGGCAGAGGGUCCGGCUGGCCCACAGUCUGGCUCGCAGCGGACCAGAGUGGGCCAGAACCUUCUCUAGGUACAACUCAGGCACCUACAACAACCAGUACAUGGUUCUGGACCGGAGCCGAGUGAAGCUGAGGCAGAGCCUGGACGACGGCGCGCUUACGGUGGUGGAGCAGAUCCCGGGCCUGGUGGAGUUCUCGGACCAGACGCCGGCUCUGCGCAGAGGGUACUGGCCGUCCUACAACGUCCCCUUCCACCAGAAGAUCUACGCGCUGAGCGGCUACGAGGAGAUGAGGCAGGAGUACGGAGACGACUUCUCCUACGACCUCUGCCCCAGAGCCAAGAUCUUCCGCCGGGACCAGGCCGGGGUCACGGACCUGGCCUCUCUGAAGCACAUCAUGAGGUUCAACGAGUACAAGAAGGACCCGUACUCGCAGGGCGACCCCUGCAAGUCCAUCUGUUGCCGUGACGACCUGCGGUCCCAGAGGGCGGCGCCAGAGGGCUGCUACGACACCAAGGUGACGGACUUCCAGAUGGCCGGCGCCUUCGUAGCGGAGGCGGUGAACGGGCCGACCACGCAGGACGGGCUCUGGCCCUUCUUCUGGGACAAGUUCGGCAGCGUCAGCCACCAGGGCCUGCCGCGCUUCUACAACUUCACCUUCGUCAGGAUGCAGCCUCUGCUCUUCAAGCCAUGAAACCGUCAGAGCCUGAACUCCACAAAGGCGUCCUGGGUUUUAAAGUUCACACAAUCAGAUUCCGUCCCAGCAACGUGUUUCUGUUGAUCUGUUACUGAGCCCAGCUCUGGUUCUGUGAUGGUUUACAGCUCCUCCUCAGGGUGAAUGAUUGACCCGGCUCAGAGUGACUCUGAUUCCAGCCAUAAAUCAUUUCUCAGGCUUCUUUCACUGCCAAAGAUCUGCUCAGGACUGUUGAUCUGUCGCUUUGAUUUAUUCUGCAUGAAUUAUUCUGUUGUUUCAUAUUUGGAUUAAAGCUUUGUGCGGAUUGAAACCGA